AUGCUUCAAGGUUUUCACUACUACCGAGGUCUGCUCCGAGUUGCUGUACAGGUACCGCUAUUGUCACCACCAUCAAAUCUGUACUAGCGCGCCGACCCUUAUUAGGGGCGUAUGGGGUGGAGUGCUUCGCGGAAAAGGCGGAAGCAAAUCCUAAAUUGACAUGGACUAUAAUUGAUUUACAUAAUAAUACCUCGUGGCAAAUCGAUCACAUGACUGGUCCCGGAGCUCAUCGUUUUGGGCGACUCGAUGGGGAGUCUCAUAAACGACCAUCACGACUCGCACGACCCACCGUCUGUCCUGGCGACAACCCAUAACAUUGAAUGUCCCGACAGGAUGCAGACACAACCACACCCCCCACACGAUCUCGGCCCCGUGCAAACACCAAUUUCGCUCCUUUCAAUUGGCGGCGACAACGCACGGAGACUCAGACACCGACUACGGUUUCACCUCCGUCGUUGCCUCUGGAAACGCUCAUCUCGGCAUUAACCCCGCCCUCGGCUCCUAAUACGGAAUAUGCUCGUGCUCUGGCGGCGAUGCUGCCUACGCUGUCUCCUCUCCCUCCUUACACGCUCCUCAACCCUGUUCUGGCUUCCCUGGCCUCUUCUUCCUCUGAGGCGAACCAGGUCGCGGGAUUCGACAUCCUCUCUGCGUACUGGGAAAACCACGAAGCCCCCACGCUAGGAACUGCGGAUAGGAUAUCCUUCUUCUCGUUCUUCCUCGGACCCGGCGUAGCGUGGAGUAUCGAUCUCUGGGAACCCCGCUUCAAGGCCCUGCGGGCCCUAACGAAAUACGGCACGGAAAUCGUCGGGAUUGAGACGGAGUUUCUGAAGGUUCUCAAGAAAUGGAUCAUGGGUGCUUUCGAGGGACUGGGUACGGAGGCUAUUUCUCAUCGCGAAGAGCUGGAGAGGGAGAGGAGUAUAAGUAUCUUGUCGGAAUUUCUUACGUCGAUUGCGGACAGGCCGGAGAUUGUGGCGAGGAUUUCAGAGACGGAGUUGCAGGGCGUGGUGGAAUUCUAUGCUGUGCUCGUGGAUCGUGUUAUUGACACGCCGGGGGAGGCGUCUGUGCUACCGGUUUCGGAUCAGGUGUCGCGUACUAAUACUCCAUCGCGGUCUCCCAAUGCGCAUAGGCGACAUGCUUCGUCGAUCUCGAUAUCUUCUCUGCCGUCACCUACGUUUUCAAUGUCGCCGUCGUUACCACCUACGCCUCACCCUUCAAAGCAGCCUGCAGAUAUCGCGAUUGGUCUGUAUCUGAAGCAUCUCGAUUCACAAAUGAGGUCUCUUUCUCCCUCGUCAUUGACCUCUAUUCUCCCGCUUCUGUUCCGUGCCUUGGCCUUUUGUGCGACACCUCUGCCAAGGUUAACGGUCUACUCGCAGUCACUCAAAAAACACCCUUCGGAGGAAAAGAUUGAAGGGAUGCUCGAUUCCCUACUCGCUGGACCUUACUCGUCGUCGUGUAUGAUGAUCUUGAAGCAGCAUCUGUAUCCUACGCCGGCACUAUCGAACGCAAGUCGCAUGGAAGAGGCUCAAAAUGGUUCCCCGAAUCGCAAGGACGACCCGCGUGAGAUGUCCAAGGCCACCCAGACGUCCUUUGGUGCGCAGCGCGCGUUGCGGAACCAUAUCCGUCGAGCCCUCAUCACCCGACUUGCGCGUGCGUAUAUAUCUCGACAGAGCUCGUUGAGUUAUUCACAUACCGGUGCACCAGGGAAUAUGGAUAUUGAGAAGGACCUUUUGGAGCGGGCGUGGCCGAAAGACGAUGUUGCGCUGAAUGGAUGGGAUGCGUCGAGAGUUGGGAGGGCUAUGGCGGGUAGUGUGGAGUCGUGGAUUGGGUGUGAUUUGCAGGGGCUGGAGGUUGGUAAGGAGAAGGUGCUGGCUGAGGCGGCGGGUACUUUGAAGGAUGUUCUUCAGGAGCUUGAUGAGCGAGACCCUGGGAGCGGGUCGUUUGAAGAGGAGGAGGCUAAUGCUGUAGGCGAAACUUUGUAUAGUCUCGCGGGAUAUAUUAACCCCCUCGUAAACCCGGACGGUACCCCAUUUGUGGUUCCGCUUUCUCAGCCCAACACGGCACCGACACCCUUUCUUCGCAUUCUUAGCUCUCUAUUGGCACGUGAUCAUUCUACACAUCUAAGACCGCUGCUUUCCUCGACACUCCUCCAUAUUUCUGAUCAUCUUACUGAUUUGGAUGCAUCGAGGCUUCCGACUGUGAUGUUGGAGCAACACGAUAUAUCUCCGACGUCUCCUGAUUGGCUUGACAAUUGGAGGACGAUGCUGAAUAACCCGGUGAUGGUUAGUGCUCGACGGCCGAUUACGACUGCGUCUGUGAUGGCUGCACUUGCGAAUGUGUAUGACAGUGUGAGGGAUAUGCGGAGUUAUAGGCGAGCGUUGGCGGAUGUUGUGUACGAGUACCGUCAGAAGCGUGGGAGCGAGAGCGAGACGGAGGAAUGUGAUGCGAUGUGGAAGAUCCUCGGAGAUGAAGUCGUCCUGCGGAUCGUGGAAGAGGAUGAGAGCGUGGGGAGGUUUUUAGAUUUGCUGUUCAGUGUGGCGGUGGAUGAGGAUGAGGACGACGAGGAUGCGGAUACGGUUUCUGUGGACACGCACUCGCCCUCGCCGCAGAUCGGUCCUACGCGGUUGCACAGCGAUGUGCAGUACCGGGAUAGUAAGGAUAUUGGGAUCCUGUCGAUUAUAUCCUCGUUGACUUCGAGUUCGGUGUCGAGGGCGCAGUCUAUUCAUCCGCAGACUAUUGAAGAGGCGCCUGCUGCUGAUACUCGGCCUGUGGCGCAUGAAAAUACGGCUUCAAGGGCUGUUGGGGCGGUCACUGCGCUGAUUAGUAUCUUCAGUCAGCUGUCGUUCACACCGUUUUCACUGAGGCCGAAGAACCUGGAUCAGGCGCUUUCUGUGUAUGAUACUCUUAUUGAUAUACUUGGGAGUGUCAAACAUGCGAGGGUGCGGCUGACGGUGCUGCAGUUCUUUAUGCGAUUGCGUGCGGACCGGGAUCAUAGGGUGUAUUUUAUGAAGACGGGGUAUGAUACGGAGGGACAGGUGUCUACGCUGGCCGGGUCUAUUGCGAGGCUGAGGGAGGGCAGUGAGCAGGGUGCGCGGGUGGGUCCGUAUGUGGCUGAUGCGGUGUCUGAGCUGCGGAAGGCGCGCGCGCGGAUGCCCCAUGAGAGGAGGGGCCGCGGGGCGUCUACGAAUACGGGCAGUCGGAGUCGGAGUCGCGUCCCCCCUCCUGCGCUUGCGCCCCCUGUGAAACCCAGGGACCCGCUGUGGUACGUUCCUGAGGACGUCCCGUUUGGGUUUGCAGAGGUGGAUACGCCGAGUGAGGCCCUCAUCACGUAUGAUCCAUUGGGUCCGGGUCGCGUUCCUGUGUUGCCGAUUUCAAAGUACCUUGCUGCGAUUUGCGAUAUCUUGGAGCACGAGAAGAACUGGGAGAUCCUGUCGUAUGUGCUGUGUCAUCUGCCUGUGCAGCUAGCGAACAAGCACCUGUUUUGUGGACCAAAGUGUCGGGGAGUGGUUUCGAGGAUGUUGAAUAUUUUGUGUAAUGGGAUUAUGGAGGGAGGGUUUGCGAUGCAGGUUGAUCGGUGGCCUGUUGGGUUGAAGGUUCGGGAUGCGCAUGGGCUGGCGUAUCAUGUCCUUGCUGUGCUUAUCAGUUAUCGGCGGUGUUUUGAUCUUCGGCAGAAGCAUACGCUCGUGGAGGUCUUCCUUGGGGGACUUGACGGGCAGCCGAUGACGGUCAAGACGUGUUUGCACUCGUUGUCGAUUACGGCGUUUGAACUGCAGUCUUCGACGACAAAGUACAUGUCGAGUAUCCUCGAGAAGCUCUCCCAGAUCAUGUCCAAUCCGGAUAUGGCUGUUCAUAUUCUGGGGUUCUUGUCGAUUAUCGGGGAUUUCAAGAUGGUGUUUGGGGUAGCGUUGCAGUAUUUGCAGCAUUACAACGAGCAGAGCCAGAGUCCUACGGUGUCGUGGGCGCUUUCGCAGCAUGUGCGGAUACUUUCGUAUUAUCUUGUGUAUGUCUGGUUCUUGGCUGUGAAGCUUCCGGAUCGACCGCAGCAUAUCCCGUAUAUCACUCGACAGCUCUUGUUGGCGAAUGAGGGGAGGAAGGAUGUGAAUAAUGCGACAGAGGUGUGCUUUGACUGGUUGGCGCGGUACACGUAUGCGAGUGCUGAUCCUCGUCCUGCGAAUUCCCUACUGAGCGAGAUGAUCAUGAACCCGACACCGUGCAAGAGUGGUGAGCCGGCGACGACGUGUGAGAAGACGUGGAUUGUGGGCAAUGCGGUCGUUACGGUCAAGACGCUGACUGAGGUUGGGGCUGGAUUGAAGGUGGUGUCGAGGAGGCCAAAUUCGCCGUUGGUGAGGCCUGGGGAUGUUGAGCCUGAUGUGUGGUCGGUGCCGGCUGUGGUGUUGGCAGGAGCGGAAUCCUCCGAGAGGUGGGAGUUGAGGGAUGGCGAGUAUGAGGAUGUUCGUGAGUUGGUGUCGGACGACGAUUCGACGCCUCGACCAGAUCCUGUUACUGGAUACAGGUGGUUAUUGACCCAGGCGUACUUUGCGCUGCAGUUUUCUGGAUACCCAAAAGUUCGGUCGUCGUCGCGACUAGUCUCGGACCAAGCUGGACUUCGGCGGUUUCUAUCUGCCUUUGACAGGAUGCCGGUGAUCGAUACGCACAAGGUCGGGAUUUUGUAUGUUGCGCCGGGACAGGUGAACGAGGUUGAGAUUCUGAAAAACACGCAUGGGUCGCCUGCGUAUACGCGGUUCUUGGAGGGGAUCGGGCGGUUGAUUGAGUUGAGAGGCCAGAUUGAUGUGUACGCGGGCGGGUUGAACGCGGAUGAUGAUGGCGAGUACGCGUAUGCGUGGUGGGACGAUAUUGGCCAGAUCCUGUAUCACACUGCGACGAUGAUGCCGACGCGUCCGACGGAUCCCGCUUGCACCAACAAAAAGGCGCACAUUGGCAACGACUUUGUGCGCAUUGUGUGGAACGACGGAGGUCGACCUUACCGAUUCGAUACUCUGUCGACAGAGUUUCAGUUUGUGAACAUUGUGGUGGAGCCUCAUUCAUUGGGUGCCAUUGCGGCGUUUUCAAACAAUUUACACGAGAAUGAGUAUUUCAAGGUGACGGUGCAGCGAGCGGAGGGGAUGAUGGAGUUUGCACCCGUGGGAGAGUACCGGCUCGUGUCUGCCGAGAAUCUGCCCUUGUUGGUCCGGCAGUUGAGUCUGCUGGCUGACUGGUACGCGUCUGUGUUUUCUCGGACUGGGAUGGAUACAGAGAGAGUGGAGAUGAAGACAAACUGGCAGGAACGGUUGGAAGCUAUUGGCAGAUUCAAGGACAAGGCUGUAUUAGCUGACCAGGAUGACCUUGUAUUUUAAUAACUUGAAACUAAUAAUCUGUAUUACUUAUUUGUGUCUAUUUAUUGCCA
Desarmillaria tabescens is the source of this 5401-nucleotide messenger RNA. RefSeq lists its product as uncharacterized. The transcript is spliced from 7 exons. NCBI's taxonomy places the organism in Eukaryota, Fungi, Basidiomycota, Agaricomycetes, Agaricales, Physalacriaceae. Gene Ontology annotation, molecular function: GTPase activator activity. Gene Ontology annotation, biological process: negative regulation of TOR signaling; regulation of small GTPase mediated signal transduction; positive regulation of GTPase activity. The record is from RefSeq and is a predicted model, not a curated record. Bases 321 to 5351 code for a protein of 1676 amino acids. Gene Ontology annotation, cellular component: nucleus; TSC1-TSC2 complex; cytoplasm.